Physella acuta is the source of this 2284-nucleotide messenger RNA. RefSeq lists its product as uncharacterized. Lineage: Eukaryota; Metazoa; Mollusca; Gastropoda; Physidae. The record is from RefSeq and is a predicted model, not a curated record.
CUCGUCUCGUGGCUGGCUGCUGGUCCGGAUAUAAACACGUCAUACAAAGAGGCGGGGACAUUUCCAGGAAAUCGAGUGGGAAAAUCUUUCUCUUAGUUUACUAUCAACGUUUGUUGACCUGACGUCAGUUAAGUUAACCUAAUCAAGUGAAGCUGUAAGCUGUUUCCAAUACGAAGUUGUAUAAAUAAGUUUCGUUGCCAUCAUAACACAGCCGCCAUUACUGUAAAGGGCUUCGGGAAAAAGGUACUUGUACCACUCAACUCUACUUUAACUACAACGUCGAUUAUCACUGGGUGCAGCGAAAGAAAAAAAAGCAUCACUUCACAGUCCCCACCCCCCUUUUCCCCUCCCAGUACGCAAAGAUGAGAGCCACACUACAAGCGCCUGAGAACGUGCUACAUCUACAACAAACUUGUAACGACAGCCAGCGUCCGUUAAACCAUACAGUGUUGAAAACAAUGUCAGUCAUAAAAAUGAGUUUUUUAAUAAGCUGCAAUGAGCAUUUAUUUGGAUUCCAAUUCUAUCGAGGGGUGAAAUUCAAAAGCGAAAUCGUAAAAUAACAAUAGAUCCACAAGUGAUAUAAACGUAUUUUUUACUAUAUUGUUUAUCUAAAAACAAUUAGACAAAGUAGACGUGAUUCUGUAGUAAAGGUUUAUAUAUACAAGUCAUUCUGUGCUGAAGGUUUAUUUAUAGCAGUGAUUUUAUGAUGAAGGUUCAUUUAUAGAACACUAAGAUGAGCAGUGCUGGCACUUGUCCGUGCCACUUGGACUGGUCAACUGAUAUUCACGGUGCCAGACGGGAGCCUGUCAACAACGAGAAGGCCUGGCUUAUAUUCGCAGUGCGUCUGCUGUCUAGAACCGUCGUUGGGAAGGUCAACGGUCAGGAGACGGUGUGGAGCCAGAGGUUUAAGCCGAGCUGGUGGGACCAAGAGGUGGGGCUGGCCUGGAAAAAUCCAACCACCAAUCCUAAAGACACGAAGCAGGUUUUGAUGAAGAAGUUUGAAGCGCUACAGAAACAUCUUAAAAAUGAAGGGAAAUUUCCGGAGGUGUUGGAAGGGGAGUCGAGACUAUGGAACGCUGGGAAGUUUUCAGAUUUGUUUUUCAUGACGUCAGUUCUGGGCGUGCUGGAGAAAACGAUUGACCUUCACAGCGCCGUGACCCAGCUGUGUGCCAGGAAAGGUUCGAGAAUUUUCCCAGACCUGACUCUGGUUGGUAGCAUCAAAAAAUGUCUGGCUGCGACGUUGUUAAAGCUGGAUCAGCUUGGGACGUCAGACUGUGGUGUAAACAGCAGGACGUUCUCAAAGCUGGGUCAGCUAGGGACGUCAUACAAUGCUGUAUUAGAGAAGCCAGACAGUGUUGUAUUAGAGACGUCAAAUAGUGGGAUAUCAAAGACGUCUUGCAGUGAUGUAUCACUUGCGUCAAACAUUGCUGUAAACGGCAGGACUUUCUCAAAACUGAAUCAGCUUAGGACGUCAAACAGUGGUGUUUUAGAGACAUCUGGCACUGAUAUAUUAAAGACGUCAAACAUUGCUGUAAACGAUAGGAUGUUUUUAAAGCUGGGUCAGCUAGAGACGUCAUACAAUGCUGUAUUAGAGAAGCCAGACAGUGUUGUAUUAGAGACGUCAAACCGAGCAGUAAACAGCAGAAAGUUCUCAAGGGUGGUUCAGCUAGAGACGUCAUACAAUGUUGUAAGGGGCAUGACUUUCUCAAAGCUGGGUCAGCCAGGGACGUCUUACGCUGUAUUAGUGACAUCAGACAGUGCUGUAAAUGGAAGUACGUUCCCAAAGUUGGGUCAGCUAGGGACCUCAGACAGUGCUGUAAACGGAAGGACGUUGUCAAAGUUGGGUCAGCUAGGGACGUCAGACAGUGCUGUAAACGGAAGGACGUUGUCAAAGUUGGGUCAGCUAGGGACCUCAGACACUGCUGUAAACGGAAGAACGUUGUCAAAGUUGGGUCAGCUAGGGACCUCAGACAGUGCUGUAAAUGGAAGGACGUUGUCAAAGUUGGGUCAGCUACGGACGUCAGACAGUGCUGUAAAGUGCAGGGCUCUAAAAAGACGAAGCUCACAAUCAUGCGGAAGUUUCAGCGAUGUCAGCACUCACAAGACUCAGAAAGUUGACUCGCCAGCAGUUAAAAAUCCGCAAGUUGGAAAAUCAGAAUGCAUAGCUAGAAAUGGCUUACGACUUUUUUAACUUGUUUGUUUUUCUAUACGCUGUAUAAGUUUAAAAUAUUUUUUAACGACGUAAUAAACUAUUUAAUUUUAUUCUUUUUUUUUAUAAUAUCUU